CGCAACACCGCAGCACCAUGAUGGCUCAUUCUGGCAUUUCCCGCCUCUAUGGUGCUUACCGCGAAGCGGUCCCUGUCUCCGUCGGUGGAGGAUGAUGAGAUAUCGAUGAAACGAUGCUGCCGCCGCGACGUGCAACUCACCGACAAGUUCACGUUACAUCGAGGGUGGCUGCACAACAAGGGGACGACCACAGGUGCCGCCGUCGCAUCAACCGCAGCUUCUGCUUCUACUGCAGGGUUUCCGUGGCAACGAUCGGCGUCAGCAAGGCAGACGCGGUAUGUCACCACUCAAGACCGAAACCUUUACGUCGCUGCCCUAUAUACAUUGACAAGCAAUUUGGGCCUGAUGCAAGACACGAUCCACAUGAGCACGUCACUCCUCGAUCGAUUCCUCAAGAUUCAACCGAUAUCACUGGAAUGGCUUGAAGUCGUCAGCAUUGCGUGCAUUUGGAUCACAGCCAAGUUUAGCGAAACGCACGCUGCACUGUCCAAGCUUCGUGUGAAGGAAACCCUCCAGCAACGGCAAGGCCGAGCAGGCAAGGGCAACUGGACGUGGCACCACGUUCUCGUCCUGGAAUGCCAAAUCUUGAAGCGCCUUGGAUUCCGCAUCAUGCACCAGACGUUGCAUCGGCGAUUUCAACAAGCCAUGUCCGACGGCAAAAUCACGCUCGCUCCAUCGCAACUCGACGACGCGCAAUACUUCCUCGAUCUCAGCUUGAUGGACGCAAAGUUUCUCUCGUUUGACGUGGACGACGUCGUGGACGCAGUCGUAUUCCUCACGACCGAGUUCCAGCCAAACGCCAACUUUUCCUUCGACGCGAUGGAACCUCGUGUCCGCGACCCUGUCAUGCUCUUCUUCUUGCUGCACGCGAGCAUAGAUACAGACGCUGGCAAGAUGCACCGGUCGCUCGUCUGCAAGCACAACCGAACGCUGUCCAAAACAUGGCGGCAUUCCAAUCUGUCGGGACCCGCGUGCGCCUGCCGCAUGUGCAAGCACGUCCAUCCCAUUCAAUAGACCUAACUUAUCAUGUACCAUACAAUUCCUUUUCGU
Aphanomyces invadans is the source of this 1050-nucleotide messenger RNA. RefSeq lists its product as hypothetical. Gene Ontology annotation, biological process: mitotic cell cycle phase transition; regulation of cyclin-dependent protein serine/threonine kinase activity. Lineage: Eukaryota; Oomycota; Saprolegniomycetes; Saprolegniales; Verrucalvaceae. The record is from RefSeq and is a predicted model, not a curated record. The coding region runs from base 49 to 1014 and encodes 321 amino acids. Gene Ontology annotation, cellular component: cytoplasm; nucleus; cyclin-dependent protein kinase holoenzyme complex. The transcript has a single exon. Gene Ontology annotation, molecular function: cyclin-dependent protein serine/threonine kinase regulator activity.